AUGUCUUCUACCAAAGGGAAGCACAAGCAGCAAUUGCAGGUGGAGAUAGAGCAGGUUCUCUCAAAGGUUGACGAGCUUCGGACAUCGUUCCAACAACACUGGGAUAAGCUUGAGAACGGAACUCCGGCCAACAGAGAAAAGACCGAAAAUCUUCUUCGUGCAGAUUUGGACAAAUUGAAACGUCUGCGCAAACAAAUACAGACGCUAAUGGACCUCCCUGAGGUUGCAACAACACGUAACAAGCUGAAAAGAUGCACAGAUGCUAUCGAAGCGGAUAUGCGUAGGCAUUACAUUCUCGAACGCGAAUCAAAGACUAAGCAGUUUUCCAACGUAGCGUUAAAUGAUGAAAACGAAAAGCGGGCAGGACCACGGGCCUCUACUCAAGCAUGGCUGGACCUUUGCCUUACAGAGCUGAACAAUCGGCUAGAGGACUUACGCUCGCAGCUAGAUGGAGUACAGCUCCAGGGUUCGACAAAGAAAAAUAUGAAAAUAACUAAGGUUAACGCCGCUGAUAAGCUUAUCGUAAAACUAGAGGAACACAAAGAGCAGUUAGAGGACAUUAUAGCUGCAUACGAAGAAGGAUAUGUAACACAUGCUGAUAUUGAGCUAUACUUAAAGAAGUCACUCGAUGAGGUCAUACGAGCCUGCAAGGGGGGUGCGGACAUUGACAUCACAACCGUUAUUUACGAUGAUAUUAUGGAUCUCAUCCGUACAAAUAGGAUGUGCGGUUCGAUAGAAUCAUUUGAAGAGCCUGCUGCGGAAUACACAAAUUGGACCCCCUCUUCGGCAAAAUCCCCAAGGUCUGGAAAUAAGAUUGUCAAAGAGGUCCAAAGCGGCAAUGACAAAGGGACAAGGAGCAUAUCACCGAACCCUGAUCAGGACGACCUUGACGAAAUCACGUUUUCCGACGCUUCUAGAGUGGCUGCUGAGGGCGAUGCCGAGGCCUAUGUCCCCAUGAGAGACCUUUCAUCAAACGACAGAACAGAGGGUCAAACCACGAAUACAAGACAAACAAUGGCACCUAGACAGGCGAAUAAAACUACUAAGCAAGGUAAGUCGUCCUUUGACAUAAUUAAUUCAGAGCAUGUCGAUGGAUCCAAAGUCUCACAAACACAGACACAGCAGCAGGGGCUACCCCCUAUAAAGGGUGUAGAGCAGACAAAUAGCACUAGGGUUGUCCGGCCUGUGUUCCAGAUGGCCUCCCAGUUAUCCUAUCUACGUCCGUCUCCGCUCAAGGAAAACACACUAAUCUACGUCCCAGCUGUAACGCCAGCAGCCAUGGCUCUAUACUCUCUAAAGCUCCCAAAGUCCCUGAUGCUCUGCACAAAGCCUCAUGCUUUUAAGGAUGUAGUUCCAGACCUGCCCCGCUCCAUAUCAUUGCUGUCGACGCAGACUAGUAAUGAGCACCAAGCUUUGAAUGACGUUGCUGCGCACAACAUAAUGCUUGAAUUUAAAUACUCAGAGCGUCCCAUCAGCAAAAUAUGGAUCACCAUGGGCACCUUUAACUCAGAGCGAGGAAAGACCAAGCCCUACUAUACAUAUAAUCCUGGAACUAGUAUGAUGAGUAAGCAGCAACUGACAAGAUUGACGAAUGUGAGGAAGGCUAUGACAGAGCUUCGAACAAAGGGUCGCGCUAAAAGGCAGGACCAUCAAACGCCUUCUCUAUCAGAUAACAAUGACACUGGAAGCACAUCCUCAUUUGAUCUAGAUGCUGGUGGUUCAGAUCCUGCACAUUUCACUGCAGAGGAUGGAUUCCAUGUUGCUUCCGGCACUGGGGAAGGACCAGCAGUUCAAGACUCUGCGGCAAAGAGCGUUUCCGGGGGAGAAUCAGUAUACCCGCAGGUGUAUUCCGUCAGGAGAUUCGUAAAUGCCCCCUGUGCUCUCUCCUCUGAUCAUGACUUAGCAGAAACUAAAUGGUUUGCUAAUCGACCUUCACAGGCAUUGAUAUGGCUAGUUACCAAUAUAGAUAACAAUAGAAUACGGCAAUUGGCUGCUGCAGGCCUUCAGCAGCAAGGCUACAGAUAUGACAAUGGUCAGUGGACUCGAGAAACCGUUCAGUGA
This is a messenger RNA of Giardia duodenalis, 2061 nucleotides long. Its product is annotated as Not1 N-terminal domain, CCR4-Not complex component-containing protein. The coding region runs from base 1 to 2061 and encodes 686 amino acids. NCBI's taxonomy places the organism in Eukaryota, Fornicata, Diplomonadida, Hexamitidae. Gene Ontology annotation, biological process: regulation of DNA-templated transcription. Gene Ontology annotation, cellular component: nucleus. The transcript has a single exon. The record is from RefSeq and is a predicted model, not a curated record.